AUGUCGCGCCGCCCUUCAGUUGCCGACGAGGCGGCGUACCCGCCGUACAAGUCGCGCCCGAGCCUCACCGCCUCGGACGUCGAGACGACGCCCGCCGGGCACGGUGCGCGUGCGCCCUACCGGGCGGGCAGCGCUGUGGGAGCAGGAGGCGGCGAGGGACGAUACCUGCAGGCGGCGCAGCAGAUCGAGCUCACGCAGGAGGACAAGCAGGAAGGGUACGAUGCCACGCUCCUCAACCUGCCCGAGCGCAACACGACUGCCGUUCCUCCUGCGCACGAACCUGUUCCCGGCUUCCUCCCCUCGGCCGGCCCUCCCGCCGCCCUCGCGGCCAACCUCCCCUACGCGUCUCGCGCCCGCGACGACUCGUUCGACGACGUCGACCACAAGCGGCGCAGCAACGGCACGACUGGCGGCGGCGGUGGCGGCGGCGGAACGAGGAAGAAGGGCGUGCGGCACGACGCGACGAGCGCGGCGCACGACCACCACCGCUCGCGCACCUCGGGCGGCGGCGCAGCGCGCCAAAGCAGCAGCAGGCGUCGCGCGAGCAAGAAGCGGCAGCUCAAGUGGUACCAGAAGCCGCUCGCGCUCGGCGCGCUCCUCGCCCUCUUGCUCGUCUUCGGACUCGCGGUCGGCCUCGGCGUCGGCCUCACCAAGGGCAAGAAGAGCGACGACGGCAAGGCGUCGACGGCCAACGUCGGCAGCUCGGCGCCGGUGCCGCCGGGCGGCAUCCAGCCGAGCCAGUCGAGCACGACCGGCAACGACAUUCAGGUCUCGGCGUCGUCGAGCGACGCCGCGGUCGGCGUUGCCGGCGUCACGAUGCAGCCGACGGCGGCAGCGGACGGUAUCGCCCCGACGGUGGCUGUGCGUCCAGCGGUGUCGAGGGUGACGGCGACGGCGACGCUCGGCGGCGAGGCUGCAGCGAGGCGAGCGGCGCGGUGGGCCUGA
Rhodotorula graminis WP1 is the source of this 945-nucleotide messenger RNA. RefSeq lists its product as uncharacterized. The record is from RefSeq and is a predicted model, not a curated record. Lineage: Eukaryota; Fungi; Basidiomycota; Microbotryomycetes; Sporidiobolales; Sporidiobolaceae. The coding region runs from base 1 to 945 and encodes 314 amino acids. The transcript has 2 exons.